UCGAGGCGCUGGUUGUGUAUGUAUAAUCCUAUCCGGUUUCCAGAAAGCUUCUUGUCUUGAAAUGUAUUAGGCUUACAGUUAUGGGGCUCAUCUGUCAUAAACCUGUGUGUUGACUGUUGUAACAGUUUUCUUAAUUUGUGUGUUGUAAUAAAAACGUAAGACGAACCACCUCAAUAGGACAAAACAGUAACUAUAACUGGAGUGGGGAGUUAUUAUUAUUAAAUAAUGCUAGAAAAGUUAACUCAGAUGAUAUAAGAUACUUUACCGGUAUUACAUCAUAAAAUAGUUCCCUUUGAGCUGAUCCCAAAGAUUUUGAGCCUAAUUAAUUAUGGUCAGCAUCAAUAAUGUUGUUUGGUGGUAUCGUGUUUGAAAACUAUCAUGCACGGCUCGCAUUAUCUGUCAGCGAUUUCUACUAAAACUAUGUAGUCUGCAUCAGUCCUAUAAGUCCAUUUCAAAAGUAGUUCGUUCAGCACAACCUAUUUGGUUUCUUUGUUGGAACAGUCAUCUUAUAGAAUAUCAGUGGGAUUACAGGGAAACCUAACUAUUGGCAGAACUACGAAACUAUUGCGAUUACCUAAAUUGGUUGUGAGCAUUUUAAAAUCAUAUUAAUAAUGAUUAUACCGUACUCUGAACAGAGAUUUAUCUCAUGUAUUUUUAGACUUAAUGGAGAAGAUCAGUAUGUGUUUAUUCCGGUCUCUGACCUCAAUGUGAAAUGCAAUCAUACAGGAUAGUAAAUAUUUAUUUUGGCUUUUUCUGCUACAUAGUAUUAUAAGUUCGUUUGAAGCAGAGGUUAAUAUUACUGACUGAUCACAAGCUAAUGUUUGUUGCAUUUGGUUUCAAAGCCAGCUUGCAAAAACUCACAGCAAAUCGAUCUCAAAGGUAGGCACUAAUUGUAUUUAAAAUUCUAUGUUGGCUUGAGAAACUUGAAUCAUUAAAUUUAAGUCAAAACCCACUAGGUUGUCAUAUCUCUGAUAACCAAUCUUCCAAUUCAUCUUUUGAUGAAGAUACUAUUGGUUUACUAUCUACUGAAGGAGAAGAAAAUAUUCAACCUAUGAAUAGCUCUGAAUUAUCUAUACAGGAUCAAAAUUAUUUUUAUUUUAACAAACUCUCAUCUUCAUCCAAGUCGAAUAAAAUACUUCAGUCUAAACAUAAUGAAAUUGAUUUCUCACCAAUUUUUCACAAUGAAUCCAUGAAUGAUUCAAUAGAAAAAAUUAAGUCGACUAACCAUCCAAAUGAUGGUGUUGGUAGUAAUGAUAAUCUCAAACAAACAAGAGGAAAUGAACCAUCUAACAUGAAAACGCUACCAAAGCAUCCUUCAGCUCCAUCUGAACUGGCUUUAAAUUCCGGUAUUAUAUCUCCUACCACAGUGUUUCCUUGUUUAAGUGUACUAGCAUUGAAUUCGACGUAUGUACCAUGGGAUUGGGUGAUUGAUUUGCUUUAUCGACUACCAAACCUAACCGAUUUACACGUUGCACGUAAUAAUUAUGGAGCAGAAGAGCAGACUGAAGUAUCUUCUGAUCAUAAUGAUGAUAAUGAUGCCACACCAUUACCUGUAUUUCCUCAUCUACACAGUUUAUAUUAUAGCGAUAAUGGCAUAUCGAAUUGGUGGACAAUAUGUCGUUUGUGUAAACACUUCCCUGGAUUGGAACAAUUGAUUUUAUUAGGUAAUCCUAUUGAACAUAUACCAUUUCCGCAAGAGAAUUUACAUACAUCUGAGCAUACUACAACAACAACUACUACUACUACUAAUAGUAAUAAUAACAAUAAUAAUAAUACUGAUAAUAAUACAUCAAUAAAUACUUGUUAUCAGCAUCAGUGCUUAUUUCAAAAUGUACAUACAUUAGGUUUAUCAGAAACACUAAUCAAUCAAUGGGAAAGUAUUGAUGCUUUGAAUGAAUGGAUGCCUAGUUUAACCAAUUUACGAUUAGGCAAUACUUUACCUGUAUUUCAGUCUUGGAUAGAACCUGAUUGUCGAGCUCAUGUAAUUGCCAGAUUACCAAAACUUACUACAUACAAUCGAAGUGUCAUUGAUUCAGAGGAACGUGAAAGUGCUGAACGAGAAUUUGUUCGAUAUUAUGGUCAAAUUGAUCCAGAUAAACGUCCUAAUCGUUAUUGGGCUCUAGAACGUCGACAUGGUCGACUUCAACCAUUAGCUAAUAUUGAUUUAUCUCCAAAACAGCAUAUUCGUGUACGUGUCACAAUGUCAGGGAAAGAAGUUUGGUAUAAUAUAAAUGUCAACUUAAAAGUAUCACAAGCUAAACGUCAUUUCUGUAAUUUAUUCAAUAUUACUAAUCAACAUGAAAUUAAACAUUUGAAAUUAUUUUAUUUUGAUCAAGUUAUGUCACAAAUUCAAGGUCCAGAAGAAUUAAAAUAUCCAAAUCGUAAUUUAUAUUCAUAUCAAAUAGAGACUGGUGAUUUAUUCGAAUUAGUACGAUAUCCAGAUUCUUGAUAAUGGAAAAAUAGAACUUUUACAAAAGUACAAUAUGAUAUGAAUGUUUGUGUGUGUGUGUAUGUAUGUAUGUAUGUAUGUAUGUAUGUAUGUAAUUUUGUUAAUCCUUUCUCUCUUUUUCUGUGCAACACGCCUGUUUGUAUAAUAGUUGUUGAUUUGUUUGUUUUCAUUGUCAUCGAUUUCCCCUCUCCCUCCUCUCUCUCUCUCUUACUCGUCAGUUUCCGUCUUUCCCCCAUUUGUCAUAUUUACUCCCCAUUCACAAUAUAAUAGUGUAUAUUCAUCCGUUCAUUCAUUCAUUUGAUCUUAUUAAUUGUGAAAUAGUGGUUUAUUGAUUAAGUUGUUCCACUUUCAAUCUUGUUCAUUUUUUAUUCAUUUCCAUUGGAGCAGCUGAAUAGUAUCAUCGUUAUCAUCAUUUUGAAUCCCUUUAUCUAUUGAAUACGGUUAUCGGUUAAAGUUCUAAGUACUCGAUUAGUGACUUAUAUUGUCUGUCUAUGUCUAUUUGUGAAUGUAUGUGUAAAUAUGUACUACAUUAUAAUUGUUCUCUUAUUACCUUUUAUUUAUUCAUUCAUACAAGAUGUGAUAGACUCCAAGUUUUUUUCUUCAAUUCUAUUGAUUAGUUAGUAUUUUUGACAAAUCAAUCAUGAUCAUUUUCGAUCAUUUUGCUUUUAAGGUACAAUGUUAUGCAUACAUACUCAGUGUAUAUGUAUGUGUGUGUAUAUGUGCUCUUCUGGCAGUUUUGUGAUUUUUAUUUUCCUGUUUUCUUUUGUUUGUUUUUGAGUUUAUCUUUCUUUUUUUUCGUGUUAUUUAUUUGUUUGUUUAUUUCCAUACAUCUUAAUUCCUUGAUGAAUAUAAAUAAAGCGCUAAGAACAAGACAUCCAAAAUAAAAUGAAUUCAUCA
This is a messenger RNA of Schistosoma bovis, 3346 nucleotides long. NCBI's taxonomy places the organism in Eukaryota, Metazoa, Platyhelminthes, Trematoda, Strigeidida, Schistosomatidae. The record is from the annotation of a GenBank genome assembly.